Molecule: messenger RNA, 1086 nt
Organism: Tetrahymena thermophila SB210
Lineage: Eukaryota; Ciliophora; Oligohymenophorea; Hymenostomatida; Tetrahymenidae
Product: transmembrane protein, putative
Exons: 1
Source: RefSeq, a predicted model, not a curated record
AUGGCUCUAUAAAUAUUUGAAAAUCUAUUUGAUUUUUUCUUAAACAUUCUAUACAAUAUAUUUGAUCGCCUCGGAGGUCCUAAAUUGGUCUCUGUGUGCACAUUUAUGAUUAGAAAAGCAUUUACAUUCUUUUGCUGCUUCUUGUUGGCAAUCUAAAUAUUUUUGGUUGCUUACUAUUUCUUGAUUCCUAACAUGCAAUAGGAAUUAACUUUGCAUUUUCAAAAAGAUCUCCAUGAUCACUAUCUAGGCUUCUAUUUUAAUUAGGAUCACAAGUUUAGAAUAUGCUAAAAUCUCAAUGAAUAGUAAACUCUUAGCAAAGUCAAAAGACUAGAAAAUGUCAAUAGCGAAUUGAAAACCCCAAAUAGUAACGAAAAAACUUCUGGUAAUGAUACUAAAAACUAAGAAAACACUAGCUAAAAGUAGGUACAUGAAGUUAAUAAUUAAGAUAAAGAGUAGGAAUCUGCAAAAACAAGCUCUUUCUCAGUGAUCGACUCAGAUUUGAAGACAGUUUGUAACAUUCACCUUCAUAAUCAGCGUUAAGAAAUUUACUUCGAACGUGAAUCCUACUAAAUGAACCUACGUUUAGUUUUGUUCGAUCUUUAAAAUAAAGGAUUUAGCCAAGGAGUAGUCCCUAUUGAAAUAAUUAUUUUAGAUAGAAAUGGAGAUAGCCUUGAAAUGAAAAGAACAGUUCAUUUCAACUAAAACUAGAAAAAAAGGAAUAUUUUAGAACGUAUAUUUUCAAGUCUAGGUACAAAGUUGCUUAGAAUUUUAGAUAUAUAAUUAGAUGAUAAUCAGUAUGAAAUAGAUCAAAUCUUAUUUGAGAAGCUACCUAAUAGCUUAAUUGAUUUGCAAGCUAUAAUUAUAAAAGUAUAAGAUGUAGGUAUAUUUAUAUAGUCUUCUUCACUAGUAAUAAAUCCUAUUUUGAAAGGAAUAAGAUACUAUCUCUAUUACUGGUUCUAUUCAACCAGUAUAAUUAUGAUUUUAGCUCUUUCUACUUAUCUCUUUCUCUUUUACUACAUCUACUACUGCAUUAAACCAUGCAUAAUUGAUGCCUGUACAAAAAGAAGAAAACUUCACUAUGAUUGA